CCUCCAGCCCUUUCCAACCCUGGGCAGUGGUCCUACCCCUGGCUCUUCACCCAGUCAUGGUCCCUCCCAUAGUUCCACUCCUGAUGGUUGUCCCACAUUGGCCAUUGGCCCACUCCCAGCCAUAUUCCUUAUCCCUAGCCCCCUCCCUAGCCAUGGUCUCACCCCCAGUCUUACCCCUGGCUCUAGUUCCACAUUAUGCUCAGGCCUUGCCUCCCACCCCACAUCCUCCUCGCCCCUGGCCCAGUGCCUGAGGCUGGGGGCGAGGAGCAACAUCGGUCCAUACCUGCAGAGAGCGAAGGCCUGCGUCUGGUGGGCGGUCCUGGGCGCUGCGCCGGGAGGGUGGAGGUGCUCCACGACGGGCGCUGGGGGACGGUCUGCGACGACUCCUGGGACCUGGUGGAUGCCCACGUGGUCUGCCGGCAACUGAGCUGCGGCGUGGCUCUCGGGGACCUUGUCUCCCCCGUGCAUGAGCCCGGGACGGGGCCGAUCUGGCUGGACGAGCUGGGCUGCGCAGGGAACGAGUCUCACCUCUGGAAAUGCCCCUCCGCGGGCUGGGGCCGGAACGACUGCCGCCACAAGGAGGACGUCGGCGUUCUCUGCUCGGAGUUCACAGACUUGCGGCUCGCUGGCGGUUCCUGGGCCUGUACUGGGCGGCUGGAGGUUUUCUACAAUGGGACGUGGGGAAGCGUGUGCCAAAACUCCCUGAUGGAUGUCACCCUCACCGUGAUAUGCAAACAGCUGCAAUGUGGACCCUGGGGGCAGGUGUUGGGCACUCCAGAAACAGAUGCAGAAUCCAGGCUGACCUGGUUAGAUCACAUUGAAUGCCAGGAGAAGCACCACACCUCUCUCUGGCAGUGCCCCUCCGCACCUUGGAAUCCACACUCGUGCCCCAGGACGGAAGAAGCCUGGAUCAGUUGCGGAGAUGAGAAAGGUGAAAAAAAGAGGCCUGGAGAGAUCCUUAAAUGUUCAGUCUUCAAUAACUGCACAGCACAGGAGAAGGUGCGCGUGCGGGGCGGCGAGGACGGCUGCUCAGGGCGUGUGGAGGUGUGGCACGGCGAGUCCUGGGGCACGGUGUGCGACGACGCCUGGGACCUGGCGGAUGCGCACGUCGUGUGCUGACAGCUGGGCUGUGGAGCAGCGCUGGCGGCCCCGGGACGGGCGGUCUUUGGCUCUGGAACCGGCACCAUCUGGCUGGACGAGGUCCGGUGCCGGGGCAGCGAGGCCUCUCUCUGGGACUGUCCAGCCGCCCCCUGGGGCCGCACUGACUGUGACCACAAGGAAGAUGCCGCCGUCAACUGUUCCGGGCACCGGGAGGUGCGCCUCGCAGGCGGCGAACACCCGUGCGCGGGGCGUCUGGAGGUGCGGCGGGGCCUGGAGUGGGGCACGGUCUGCCAGUCGGACCUGGACCUGGCCACGGCCCACGUGGUCUGCCGGGAGCUGCGCUGUGGAGCUGCUGUGUCCGUGCCCGGGGGUGCUUGCUUCGGCCAGGGGCCGGGCCCACUGUGGACCCAGGAGACCUUCCGCUGUCGAGGGAAUGAGUCUCUCCUGUUCCACUGUCCCCGCGGGCCGGCACGGAUGGAGCCCUGCUCCCACAGGCAGGAGGCCGCCAUCCGCUGCUCAGGUGAGUCUCCCAGACCCAAAUACAGGCUGGUGAACGGCAGCAGCCGCUGCGAGGGGCGAGUGGAGCUGCAAGUAGGAGAGUCUUGGGGGCCCUUGUGCGCCGUCCACUGGGACCUGGCGGACGCCCACGUCCUCUGCCGCCAGCUGGGCUGCGGGCCGGCACUGGCAACCGUGGGCGGAGAGUCUUUUGGGGCGGGAGACGGCCCCGCCUGGACCGAUGCUUUUCACUGCGCGGGGACGGAGCCCCAUCUAUGGAACUGCCCGCGGAGCUCCUUGGGGGCCGCCGCCUGCCAACCCAACCACGUGGCCACCGCCGUCUGCUCCGGUGAGUCGGAGGCGCUGCGACUGCAGGGCGGGCAGAGCUGGUGUGACGGCCGCGUGGAGAUCUCCCUGCGGGGCGCCUGGAGCAGGAUCAUGGCCGAGGCCUGGGGCCUGGCUGAGGCCGGAGUGGUGUGCCGCCAGCUGCGCUGCGGAGAGGCCCGGAGAGCCUACAGCCUCCAUCCGACGGCCCGCGGCCCAGAGGCCACCCCCUUGGGGCUCAGCGCCAUCAGCUGUGCCGGGAACGAGACCCGCCUGACCCAGUGCCGCUUCUCCAUCUCCCCGCCGUCUCCCAUGGGGACGGCCUGGGACGUGGGCAUCGUCUGCUCCGGUGAGCUCCUACACCAGUUCCACACCCUGUUCAGACCUUGCCUUCUGCCCCACACCCUCCUCGCCCCCAGCCCAGCCCCCGAGGCCGGGGACGAGGAGCAACGUCAGUCUGUGUCCACAGAGAGCGAAGGCCUGCGUCUGGCAGACGGUCCUGGGCGCUGCGCCGGACGGGUAGAGGUGCUCCAUGACGGGCGCUGGGGGACGGUCUGCGAUGAUUCCUGGGACCUGGAGGAUGCCCAGGUGGUCUGCCGGCAGCUGAGCUGUGGCGUGGCCCUCGGGGCCCCCGCCUCCUCUGGGCCCGGGCCUGGGACGGGGCCCAUCUGGCUGGAUGAGCUGGGCUGCGCGGGGAACGAGUCUCGCCUCUGGCAGUGCCCCUCCACGGGCUGGGGCCGGCACGACUGCCGCCACAAGGAGGACGUCGGCAUUCUCUGCUCGGAGUUCACAGACGUGCGGCUCGCUGGCGGCUCCUGGGCCUGUACUGGGCGUCCGGAAGUUUUCUACAAUGGGACGUGGGGAAGCGUGUGCCAAUACUCCCUGCCGGCUGUCGCCCUCACCGUGAUAUGCAAACAGCUGCAAUGUGGAGCCCGGGGGGAGAUGUUGGACAGGCCGGAAACAGAUGCGGAAUCCAGUCUGAGCUGGGUGGACGACAUCAGAUGCCGGGAGUGGCACCACACCUCUCUGUGGCAGUGCCCCUCCGCACCUUGGCAUCCACACUCGUGCCUCAGUACGGAAGAAGCCUGGAUCCGUUGCAGAGAAGAGACAGAUGAAAAAAAUGAGAGCCCGGAAGAGACCCUUAAAUGCUCGGUCUCCAAUAACUGCACAGCACGGGAGAAGGUGCGCCUGCGGGGCGGCGAGGACGACUGCUCGGGACGCGUGGAGGUGUGGCACGACGGGUCCUGGGGCACGGUGUGCGACGACGCCUGGGACCUGGCAGACGCCCACGUCGUGUGCCGACAGCUGGGCUGCGGAGUGGCACUGGCGGCCCUGGGGCUGGCGGCCUUCGGCCCGGGGAAGGGCACCAUCUGGCUGGACGAGGUCUGGUGCCAGGGUGGCGAGGCCUCUCUCUGGGACUGUCCGGCCACCCCCUGGGGCCGCACCGACUGUGGCCACAAGGAAGAUGCCGCCGUCAACUGUUCCGGUGAGAGACAGGUGACCACCUUACCACCGGAUACUGAAUUCAGCCGGACUCUUCCAGAGAACCGAGAGGCUUACUCAGGGUCUGAAAUCGCCUGUAUCAUUCUUGGAACAAUUCUCUGUCUCCUCCUCGUGUUCCUGGCAAUGGAGAUGUGGAACAACAGAUGCCAACGCAGGGGUGAGUGCAACGGCAAAGGAGGUUCUCCCGAUGACCGAUCAUUCCUGACGUCUGAUGCAAUGAGGAAGCCUCUCGGAGAGAUGAAUCAACAAGACGAAUACUCUACGGGUGGUGUCACUCCCGAGACAAAUCUGAAUUAUCAAUCUAAACAAGUGCAAAAUGCCUUUGGCUCUGAGAUCUUUGUGGGCUCUGGUGGUGCCUUUGGCUCUGAGAUCUUUGUGGGCUCUGGUGGUGCCGUGGGCUCCGGUGGUGCUGUGGGCUCUGAGAUCUUUGUGGGCUCCGGUGGUGCCUUUGGCUUUGAGAUCUUUGUGGGCUCUGGUGGUGCCGUGGGCUCUGCUGGUGCCUUGGGCGCUGAGAUUUCAGUCGGCUCUGGUGACGAUGCAUUGGGCUCAGAAAUCUUUGCGAGCUCUGGUGACAAUGCCUUCGGCUCAGAAAUCUUUGUGAGCUCUGGUGGUGAUAUGGACUCAGAGAUCUUUGUGGGCUCUGGUGGUGAUGAGGGCCGAGGGAUCUUAGUGGGCUACGGUGUUUUUAGAAAAGAUGUGAAUGCUCUCCCUGAGGACAUCUAUGAAGAAAUUGCGAGCUCCAUAGAGGCCAAUUAUGAAGAAAUAGAAGAGACUGAAAAGUAUCAAGUAACAAAGGAGUUUGAUGAAUUUAGGGAUACUGAGGACAAGCUGAUAGAUGAGGAGAAGGGGGCUGCUUUUUCAGAGUGCGAGCUUCUGGAGGGGAGGGAAGACUCCUUAAAAAAUGAGGUCACCGAAGAAGAUUUUCAGAAAGAGUCAAGGAGGGAGAAUUACGACGAUGUCAUGAUGGUGGCAGAGGAGAGGGAGGUAGACGAGAAGAUGGUGGAGGAGGACGCCAAGGAAAAGGCCACUGAAUCAGAAUUUGGUGAUGUUGAAUAA
Messenger RNA from Ornithorhynchus anatinus (platypus), 4479 nucleotides. Its product is annotated as scavenger receptor cysteine-rich domain-containing protein SCART1-like. The transcript has 18 exons. Gene Ontology annotation, cellular component: membrane. The record is from RefSeq and is a predicted model, not a curated record. Lineage: Eukaryota; Metazoa; Chordata; Mammalia; Monotremata; Ornithorhynchidae.